Odontomachus brunneus is the source of this 5126-nucleotide messenger RNA. It is a transcript of the gene Usp20-33, whose product is annotated as ubiquitin carboxyl-terminal hydrolase 20. Bases 309 to 3110 code for a protein of 933 amino acids. Gene Ontology annotation, biological process: protein deubiquitination. The transcript is spliced from 5 exons. The record is from RefSeq and is a predicted model, not a curated record. Lineage: Eukaryota; Metazoa; Arthropoda; Insecta; Hymenoptera; Formicidae. Gene Ontology annotation, molecular function: cysteine-type deubiquitinase activity; zinc ion binding.
CUUAUUGCACCAGUUCAGCAGUACAGCUGAAAAGAACAGACCAAUUGUAAUCAUAUCUGUGAACACAUAGGAACACAGGUAGCAGCGCGACUACGAUAACAGCGACGACGAUGACGACAAUAAUGACUCGCGACACGUCGUCAUGAACCGCGCGUAGGUCCGACGUGUGACCCUGGGCGCGAGAGAAUUUGUGAGAACAAAGGUAGGACUGUGUAUACGUGUAAAUCCUUGGAACAAUAUACGGAAUUGUUGACUCGCGUCCUGUGAUAGAGGAGACGACGGGAAAACGACGGCAGUCAGUCCGCGGAAUGCCGAUCGUCGUGAGGAACUGCCCGCACCUGGCCAACCGCGGCGACCUCGCCUUCAUCGAGGCAGUGGUUGCGCAGGAGGAGCGUUUCGUCAAGUGCAGCGACUGCGAUGCGGACGGACCUAACCUCUGGCUAUGCUUGUUUCCCGAUUGUCGUUGGGUCGGUUGUGCGGAGACGCAUCUCGAUCACAGCACUAUUCACAAUCAAAACUUCCCCAGCCAUUGCGCCCACAUGAAUUUGUCCACGAACAGGAUAUGGUGCUACUCCUGCAAGAGGGAAGUCUUUGCUAGGCAUGUACCCUCACCACCUGUGUCGCCUACACAGGUGGAGUUCAAGACGAUGGGUAACAAAUUCGCCGGAGACGUUCCUAACAAUAUUGAGUGCAAGCUGGAUGGCUUGGACAGGAUUAUGUUGGAUAAAUUCUACGGGGAGUGGUCCGUGAACAAAAUAAAUCCGGAUAAGGGCAGUCCAUUCAACGAGAAGUCUGGAGACUCUCCCGACAGUACUGACUCAGACGAGAGUAAGGACUUCUCUGGAAAGCCAAGAGGUCUAGUGGGCCUGCAGAACAUCGGCAAUACGUGCUACAUGAACGCAGCGUUACAAGCGUUGUCCAAUAUACCUCCCUUGACGCAGUUUUUCUUGGAUUGCAGUCCUAUGGUUAACUACAUGUCUAAAGACAGGAAACCCGGAUUGAGUCUGAGCUAUUUGAAUCUUAUUCGAGACAUGUGGAACAAGAGGACUCGGGGAUACGUUGUGCCGCAUGGCAUUCUGUCUGGUAUUCGCACGGUUCAUCCAAUGUUUCGCGGCUAUCAUCAGCACGACACCCAAGAAUUCCUCAGAUGCUUCAUGGAUCAGCUGCACGAAGAGCUGAAGGAACACAUUGAAGACGACCGAGAUAUGCAGCUGCGGCUGAAAGGUCUGGGUGAUCAUUCCUCAGAUGAAGACGAGACCGAGAUGGACGGCAAUGCGUCCAGUCAGUCCGACGCCGAGUACGAGACUUGCGACUCGGGCGUAAGUGAACAGAGCUCGCUAAGUGAUGAGGGUGAACGUGGCACGAAAAGAAGAUACUCCCGCGUCUCACAAACGGAGAAACUCAGAAACAAGUUCACCAACAGGAGUAUGAAGAAAUCGAACGUCGAGCCGACUACGUUCGCGCCGCAGCAACGCUCGCCACAGAGCUCGCCGACCAAACAUCGCACCAAGAAGCAGAUGAAAACGCGUAGCAUCAUCAGCGAUACAUUCGACGGCAAGCUACUCAGUAGCGUGCAGUGCCUGACGUGCGAUCGAAUCUCGACUCGCGUGGAGACCUUCCAAGACCUGUCGUUACCCAUUCCAAGCAGAGAUCACAUCGAUAUGCUGCAUCAAGGCUCGUUGACUCCGCAGAAGGCCGGCCCUUGUUCAGACGUAGUCUACGUGACCAACCAAUCUGGCUGGCUGUCCUGGUUCCUGCAAUGGAUGCGCUCAUGGUUCUGGGGACCAGUGGUCAGCUUACACGACUGUCUCUCCGCAUUCUUCAGCGCCGAUGAGCUCAAGGGCGACAACAUGUAUAGCUGUGAGAAAUGCAAUAAGCUGCGCAACGGUAUCAAAUUCUCCAAGGUAUUGGAGCUUCCCGAGAUACUCUGCGUCCAUCUCAAGCGAUUCCGUCAUGAACUCAUGUUCAGCUCGAAGAUCGCCAACUACGUAUCUUUUCCGCUCGAGGGCCUCGAUAUGCGACCCUACCUGCACAAGGAGUGCGUGUCCAAAGUCACCACCUACAACCUGAUAUCGGUCAUUUGCCAUCACGGCACCGCCGGUGGCGGACAUUACACGUGCUACGCGCUCAAUCACAUCGCCAACAAGUGGUACGAAUUCGACGACCAGUGCGUGACUGAAGUGUCGCCCGAAACUGUGAAGCAUUGCGAGGCAUACGUGCUGUUCUACAAGAAAUGGUCGCCGGACAUGUCGCAGACACGUGACAAGACAAUGGAGCUGAUGGAGAUCUCGUUCCGCGAGCUAUCCGAUCUUAAUUUCUUCGUUUCGCGACAAUGGAUUAAUCGCUUUAACACCUUCUCCGAACCUGGACCGAUCGACAACUCCGACUUCCUGUGUCCACACGGAGGUGUGAUCCCCGUGAGGGCGCAGUUUGUCGAUAAAAUCAGCAUGCCCAUUCCUCAAGCGGUCUGGGAAUACUUGUAUAGUAGAUUCGGCGGAGGACCAGCGUGUACACAUCUGUACCAAUGUCCGACCUGCGAAGAGAAGUACGAAUCCUUGCAGAAACGCAGGCAAUAUGAGAUGGAGCUGUUUCAACGGCUGAAUCACACCACCGACAAUCCCACGGCUAUCUACGGACUAGCUAUGGCUUGGCUGAGGCAGUGGCAGAGCUUCGUCCGCGGCAAAGAGACGCAGCCACCAGGACCAAUCGAUAAUAAUUCCAUCGUUAUAAGUAAGAACGGGCAAAAUAGUCUCAAAGUCGGUUCGGAUUACGGCCAAAUACCGGAGGAGUUGUGGCAAUUCUUCCUUACGACGUACGGCGGAGGACCAGAGCUAAUGUUGCAUUCGUGUCAACGCCCAGUGCCCGCUCAGCCUAACGUUUCUAUACAUUCCGCGUCAACUUCGAAUUUAAUAGAUCCAAAUAUUAAGUGUAAUCGCAUAGUAGAAGCUAAGUCCAACAAACUUUGUACGACCAGAAGCUCCGAGACCAUUUCGCAGCAAGACAGCGCUAUCGAGAGCCUAACUUCGGAUAGCGAUUCCCAUCAGACGCAGAGGGAUGUGAGUUUCCAUACGCGAGACGCAGACGAGAUGGUUCGAGUACCUUGGAACUGAGACAAUCGGUGUCACUCUCAGUGACUUGGAGACAACGAGGCAAUCGGAUGACGCAAUUGCGCCGCAAUGAUCCAUGUAAAUAAUUUCUAUAAGCGUAUUUUCUCGGAACAUAAUCAAAUCUGAAAGUACUUCUUUUUAUAAGAAAGCCAUUGUUAUUUUAUUCGAUUGUACAAUUCUGAUUGUACAAAGUGACCGCAUUGCGUCAUAGAUGACUUUACUAACUUUGUUCUCAUGACGAAAACUAGAAACGAGAUACACAACUCUCUUAUUUCGCUACGAGAGAAGUUCGUUCAAGUGAUUUGUGUCCAAGCAAGCUAUCGUUUUGGAAAGCGGAAUGAUAUCGGUUGUUUCAGUCCUACCGACCCGAAACUGUGCAACUGUCGACAGUCGUAUUAAUUUCAAACUAUACGAUUUCGUCGAUGGGAAUAUUGAAUACGAUGGGAAACAUAGUUAUAGUACAAAGAGAAAUUUGUUAUAGGCGUGUAUUAUUUAAGGCUUCUUGUAUCUCGCCGCGGCUAUGUUGAAUUUGUAGCAUCAGAAACGAGGAGCAUAUUGACGAAAGUUGUGUGCCAUUUCUAAGUAGAGAUAAAUAUGGACGAAAGAAUAUUUGAAACUGCUUGAGCAUAUUUGUAAAAUUGUCCGAAAAAUAUCCCUUUCCCUUGACGAUUAAUAAAUAGUCGUAUAAUAAAUGGUGAAAUGAGGUAUGCAAACAAAACAGACUCAUCUCAUUUCACUAUUUAUUAUACGACUAUUUAUUGAUCAUCAUGGGAAAGAAAUACCUUUCGAACAAUUUUACAAAUGUACUCAAACAAUCUCAAAUGCUCUUUCGUUCAUAUUUAUCUUUAUUCAGAAAUGGCACUCAACUUUUUUAAACAUAUAUUCAUUCGUUUCUGAUGUUAUAAAUCCGACAUAGCUGGCGAGAUACAAGGAGCCCAAACUACAGAUUGUAGUUCGUAUUUUUCGCCCAAAGCCUAGGCCGUAAUGUAAUCGCGACCUCGUUAUAGCGAACUGGAUUUUCGAUGUUUAUACAUUCGCUGUGAUGUGCGUACGUACGUACGUGCGUGCGUGCGUACGUGCGUGCAUGCGUGGGCUCAGUUCGCACCGAUCGUUAGAAACGUAUCGCGUCAACUGGUAGUUUUGGGCUAAAUUAUUUAAGUGCGCACGAACAACGCAUAUUAUUACAUGCGUCAUUCAAACCAAAAUAAUUUAAUACCAGUUACCAAUUGCAUUAACAAGUAUUGACAAAAUGAUCGGUGCGCAAAUGAGAUCUGUUCCAGUACCAACUAACAGUAACAUCACAUCAAUGUUAUAAUUUCCCACUCAACAAUGUAACUGUCACAUAACACACGCGUUAUAUCGCAUUUACAUUGUUGACUGGGAGAUUAUAACAUUGACAUCAUGUUACUGAUGAUGUCUCUGGAGUGUCAUUCCUGCACGUAAGGGCUAGUGGUUUCUUUUUCUUCUAUUUGUUUCUCAUUCGUCAAAAAAACUCCUGUGUACAUAUAAAACAUCGUUAUAUUCUAUCCUCGUUGGUGGUAGUUUCUUUUAUUUGGACAAAACGUGGAAGACUGAUAAAGUGAUUUUAGUUAAAACGGAAAACACGUUCAAGUUAGCCGCAUGAUCUAACGGUAAUUUGCAAUCGAACGCGGUACGUACGAAGAAUCUCUCCUUGAUCUUUACGUUCGUUUUCGUAGGGAGGGACAUUUUCGUUGAAAUUUAGUGGAUUUACCACCGUACACGUACCUUCUUUUUCCGUGGCACUUUUAAGAUGUUAAGCUCGGUUGUUUUUUCGCGUACAUCCCGUUUUAUUACCAAGGAUUGCUCCUCUCCUAACGGGCGGUGAUUUCGCUACGACGUCGCGAGUGCGUCGCAGCGCGAGUCUCAAGCUCUCGUUAGGAAUGAGAAAGGAGUACACAGUGCAAUUCGACUUGCAUACUCGCGGGAAUGCAAACAACUGUAAAGUUAAGAUUAAUUAUUCUUAAUUAUAAUAUAGUAAAAAAGCGAAGAUUCAUAAUA